Nycticebus coucang (slow loris) is the source of this 2255-nucleotide messenger RNA. RefSeq names its product tRNA methyltransferase 61B (gene TRMT61B). Gene Ontology annotation, molecular function: DNA binding; structural constituent of chromatin; protein heterodimerization activity. Lineage: Eukaryota; Metazoa; Chordata; Mammalia; Primates; Lorisidae. Gene Ontology annotation, cellular component: nucleosome; tRNA (m1A) methyltransferase complex. The record is from RefSeq and is a predicted model, not a curated record. Gene Ontology annotation, biological process: tRNA methylation.
AUGACUGUGCCUAAAAUGAUGGCUAAUGAAAACUGCCAGUCUGAUAAAGCACCCAGGAAGCCACUGGCUACGAAAGCCGCGCGCAAGAGUGCGCCCUCUACUGGAGGGGUGAAGAAACCUCAUCGCUACAGGCCUGGUACUGUGGCAUUCCGUGAAAUAAGACGUUUUCAAAAAUCCACUGAACUUCUGAUUCGCAAACUUCCUUUCCAGCGGGUGCGAGAAAUUGCUCAGGACUUUAAGACAGAUCUGCGCUUCCAGAGCGCAGCUAUUGGUGCUUUGCAGGAGGCAAUUACUACCCCAGCAUCCCAGAACUGGGGGAAGGGCCCUCUCCUCGCCUCGCCUUACGUCACUUGCCUGCGACGGCGCCUGCGCGGGACGCCAUCCUGGCGGGGUGCGCCGCGGCCCUCUCUGCCCCAGUUGCUGCGCUUCCGGAGGCGGUUAGGAGUCGGGACCAAUUCUUUCCUGCCCGGCCUUGGGUGUGUGCUCUUGGAUAAAGCCGGGUCGCUCUGUUGCACAUCCUCGCCUCGAGACGCGCGGUAUGGAGAACGUGAGGAGGCACCACGCAAAGUCACAGAAACAGAGUCUUCGCCAUCUCUCUCUCUACGCAUCCCGGGCCCAGGGACCAGAUGUCUUUCGUCACUGGAACUCCUGAGACUGCCUACGCCGCGGGAAGAGUCACCUUCUCAAGAGUUCAAGGACUGGAGCGGAGACCAGGGCUAGUCUAAAACGGCGCACCGGGGAUCCGGUGGUCCCUUGCUGCCUGCCCUGGCCCAGUCCGUGACCGAGGUCGAAGAGCUUCACCCCUGCCCUUGCUGCUCACUUUCCAGAGAAGGACCCUUUCAGGCUGGGCAGUUGAUUUUAGCUGAGGCUGGGAAGAGACACAAAUUUAAAAAAUUAUAUAGGUCGAGCAAUUCCAGACACUUAAAAUAGGCUAGCUGGGGGGCAGUCCGGUUCAGCAAGAUCGUGGGGAAGUUCCCCAGCCAGAUGCUGAGUUCCUUCGGUAAGCACUUGGUGCUGAGAAGGCCGACAUUGGAGGACUAUGUAUUAUUGAUGAAAAGAGGGCCUGGCGUAACAUACCCAAAGGAUAUGAAUAUGGUGCUGUUGAUGAUUAGCAAUCCAGGUGAUGCUGUUUUGGAAGCUGGCUCAGGCUCUGGUGGAAUGAGCUUAUUUUUAUCCAGAGCAGUAGGGCGACAAGGAUAAGUCAUAAGUCUUGAAAUAUGAAAAGACCACCAUGAUCUGGCUAAGAAGCAUUACAAACACUGGCCUGAUUCAUGGGAAUUAAGUCAUGUAAAAGAGUGGCCUAAAAAUAUGGAUUUUAUUCAUAGGUAUAUUUCAGAAGCAUCUAAAGACAUAAAAUCUUUAACAUUUGAUACAGUAGCUUUGGAUAUGUUAAAACCUCAGAUUGCUUUGCCUGUUUUAUACCUAAAUCUUAAACAGGGUGUGUAUGUGUUGUACCGCCCACAGGUUAUUGAACUUUUAGAUGGAAUUCACGUCUGUGAACUUGCUCUUUCAUGUGAAAAAAUAAGUGAGGUCAUUGUCAGAGAUUUUUGCCUUGCAAAACAGAAAAAUGGAAUUUUACUUCAAAAUGUAGAACCUAGAAUCAACACAGAUUUACAAUUACAUUCUCAAAAGAAAAUUGGAGGAGGUGAGAUGUUUCAAGAGGAUGAUCAUGAAGAAUCACACUUUGAUUUUCCAUAUGGAUCAUUUCCCUAUAUUGCUAGAUCUAUACACUGGCAAACUGGUCAUACAGGUGAGUAAUGUUUUCAGACCAUAUUAAAUGGUAUUUUUUUCCCCUUUAAUUAACGUAAUGAACUUCCUUUUUUCUUCUCUUAAAUUAACUUUUCUUGUCAAAUUGAGGAAGGUCAAGCAACAACUUAAGUACCCCAGAUGACAACAUAUUAUUUGAAGAUAGGAAAAUUUAAAAAUAAAACUUUGUAUUGCAAAUCACUACUUUCUUAGAUUGGUAUCUUUACCUAUUUACUAUGAUUUGUAUAAUGUUUACAUAUAAUUUUGAAAAAAUGCUAAAAAAGUGUGUAUCAUUGUAAAACCCCUUAAAUGUCCGUUUUGACACUUGUCUUGCAGUUAGUUUGAUAUUUUGUUGUUAAUGAUUCCAAGUUUCUUUAGUUGAGCCAUCUCAUUCUUCACUUCCUAUAAACCACUCCAUAGAUUUGUCCUUCUUCAUGAAAUUAGUAUUCUUUCCUUUGUUUGAUUGAUGGUCAUUGGCUAAUGAAAUAAAAUAUGCAUUUCAAGAUAAA